Anastrepha ludens (Mexican fruit fly) is the source of this 591-nucleotide messenger RNA. RefSeq lists its product as uncharacterized. The transcript has a single exon. NCBI's taxonomy places the organism in Eukaryota, Metazoa, Arthropoda, Insecta, Diptera, Tephritidae. The coding region runs from base 1 to 591 and encodes 196 amino acids. The record is from RefSeq and is a predicted model, not a curated record.
AUGGAGCGCAGAUUUGCCGGUGAUCAGGAUCUGUGGACACGCUAUAACGAAUUCAUGCAGGAAUUAAUUGAAAUGGGUCAUAUGGAGGUCGUGCUUGAAACGAAAUAUGCGAAAUAUUAUAUGCCACACCAUGCUGUUGUAAAGGAGUCCAGCGUCACGACAAAAUUGCGAGUUGUGUUUCACGCGUCUGCUAAAACCACAAUGGGGAAUUCCCUCAACGAUGCGCUUUAUGUUGGUCCUCAAUUACAAGAAGACUUGUACUCCAUACUUUUGCGCUUUAGAAUACACAAAUACGCAGUAACUGCAGACGUUGCAAAAAUGUAUCGACAAAUCUUUGUUUCAGCUAAACAUGUCGACUUACAUCGAAUUGUUUGGCGCUCUAACACAUCUCUACCUAUUACAGAUUACCGCAUGCUACGCGUAACUUAUGGAGUUGCGUCCGCCUCGCAUUUGGCUGACAAAUCGAUGCAACAAACUGCGAAACAAUCUUCCAAUACUUUUCAGAAAGCAGUCGACGUAAUUCUUAAAGACUUUUACAUGGACGAUCUUCUCACUGGUGCGUCUAGCAAGUCGGAACUUAAAGCAUUGUAG